ACUAUGUACCCACUUUAUUAGUUAUAUAUAACAACCCGAAUCGAAAGCGCAAUUUGGAGAAUAACUGAAUUUGUCACAGAGCUAUUACCUUCUUCAACAUGGACACCAAACAGGAAAGUGCAGUGGAGACCAAAGUGGAGACUGUAGACCACCGGUCGACAGCUGGGGAAGAAGGCCAAGCUGGGAAAGAGAAGGUCGGCGUGGUCCAUCUGCGUAAAAAGGACUCCGGCGAAAGACCAGGCGUGCUGGCGAGUGCCACCGCUGCAGUUUCAAACACCUUCAAGUCUGCCAAGGAAGCCAUCAUGGGCAAAGGCAAACAGCAGCAGCCAGGCACAACAGACACUCCCCAGUGACUUUCACAAAACCACCCUUUUGUUAAUUUGAAGCUCUGUUUUUGUUUGUAAUAUACUUAAGAAAACAGUUCGAUCAGAGUAUUGCCUCCAGAAUUGUGACCAUGAAAUUGGGAGCAGAAAUACACAAUUGAUCGGAAACCCAAUGAAGAAGAUUACAAUCCAACCAAAGCACAAUAGAGAUAGAGAACUUCCUCCCUCCACAUUAUUGACACACUAACUAACGCGCCCGCUUUAGAUCAUCAAAGGCGACACAUAAGAG
This is a messenger RNA of Linum tenue, 612 nucleotides long. The record is from the annotation of a GenBank genome assembly. Lineage: Eukaryota; Viridiplantae; Streptophyta; Magnoliopsida; Malpighiales; Linaceae.